UGAUCAAAAUAUAGGUCAAUAUGGCGGAUGGAAAUAUGGGCAGUUCUUCCUAGUUGUUUAAUUAUUUUGUUAUUAUAGAAGAAGAUAUGGCCGCUGAAGAAUCAACAUUUGUCAGAAGUUUAUACGACUUACCUACAUUUCAGAGACGUCUGAGGCAUGUCAAAAGUAUAUCUCUGAAAAAUUUGCAGUGUAAAAGUUUUAAAGGAAAGGACAUAACAAGGCUGGAGGUUUACUUUACACUACAUGUAAAUACCAUGUUAAAAGAGUUUUACAGAAGUGAAGUGAUCACUGGAUCCCUGAAUCCGUCCUGGCAAAGUUUUGAUAUCAGCAGAUUUCAAGAGAUUAUUGAUAUACAAGCAAAAUAUUUUUAUUUGCGUGUAUGGGUAAAGGAUGGUAGUUCAUCAGAGACUGUCCCAUAUGUUCUUGUUGACUGGCAUAUCAACUUAUCUGGCCUCAUGUUCUUCUCAGACAAGUUACAGCAAGACAAGUAUAAAAAUAUUCCAAACAUGGUGAUGGUAGGAAUGUUUGACAAGUUCUUUGUUGCUCCAGAGUCAAGUUUACCUCCAGAACUAGACACCUGGCUUGUAGAUCCAUCAACUCCAGUAAGAUGCUCAUAUAACAUCAAUUCAUUAUCCAGAAUUCACACAGUUUUGCGUGCCAUCAGUCAGAUGCAGGUGUCCGUUAAACGUGUUCAUAAUUCCAUAGAGGACAAACUACUCUCAUCACAGGAAAAAUCCAAAAAGUUAGCUGCCAGAGAAGACCUUGACCUGAAAGUAGGUCAUUUGAAGAAUGAGUUAGCAUGGCAAAUGAAUAAACUCCAGCACCAGAAAGAUAUCCUAGACAACUGUAUUAAAGCUAAGGAGGAAAGAAGUAACAUUCUCAAGAAGGAGUUUUAUGAUCUGGAGAAGGAUCGUGGCGGCCACGAGGAGAAGAAGAAGACCUACUAUCAGAUCAGAGAACGCUACAUCAAAGAGAAUUACCAGCUUUUAAUACGCAGAAAACAACUUAUUACUGAAUUAACAACUUACAUAUAUCCUAUCACAGAGAUUAAAGAAGGAAGGUUGUGUAUAUGUAAUGUAUACUUACCUAACUCAGAACAGUUUCAAGGUCACGAUGACACAAAGACUGCUGUUGCCCUUGGUUACACAUGUCACCUAGUGGAGAUGAUGUCACAGAUAUUAGAUUUUCCUCUACGUUAUCCAAUGCAUCAUAACUCUUCUAGGUCCACCAUAACUGACCAUAUACAUUCCAAAUUACAUGACAAAGACAAAAUAUUUCCAUUGUAUGGUAAAGGAAAAGAAAAGUUCCAGUUUAACUAUGGUGUGUUUUUGUUAAAUAAAAAUAUAAGCCAGUUGAGAUUUUAUUGCGGACUUGGGACAACAGAUCUAAGACUGACUUUACCAAAUAUUAAAUCUCUCCUAGAAUCACGACUUGGGAUCAAAUUUGACAGUCAUGAAGUAGGAAAAACCAGACUGGAUUUUAAAGAUAAUUUCAGCAUUCCUUCAGAUGGGAAAACAGAAACUCUCAGUUCUCUAGCCUCUGGUAGUCAAAACAACGCUAAACAUCCAGAGGAGCUGGUUUUAGAGAGAGAACUCUUAAACAACACAAAAGGGCUUGAAAUGGACCCAAAGUCUGCAAACAAAGAAAAUAUUCCAAAUUUAACAGAUAUAAAUGGGGGAAAGAUGGAUCACAUUUUAAGUGAUAAUGAGGAAAUGUUCCAAGCAUCUGAGGAUAAUUUUUUCAAACUUAGACUGACUACCUUCAACAAUGACUCUGGAAAUAACUCAAGCUGCGGCUCAUUUUCUGAACAAACAAACGGUAUGAUGUCAUUUAGUCGUAACUUUAGUUUGUCUCCGUCCCCCGGUAGUGGAGAAAACAAUAUAAGUACAGAAAAUAAUAUAAGUGGGGAAAAUGAUGUGAUGUUAGUGAACCAUUCCACAAUGCAAGGUGCCGAGUCAAGAACCAGUCUUGGGUCAUGUGAUGAACUCUCCUUUGUGGAGGAAACUGUAGAAAACACUCAAGCGCCACCUAGUGGUUCAAUCUGUGAUAAUACUAAUGAAACAAAUAGUGCUGUAUCUUCUGAUGUUACCACUGGAACUCUAGAUGGAGAAAAGAUUAAUGGACAUUCAACAUAACAUAACUCAAAGACCAGUCAUUGGCUGAAUGUGAAACAGUCCUUCCAUUAUCUCUAAAUAUAUACUGUUAAAUCAUUAUUAUUUGUGGGGUGGGGCAUGAAUUUUCAUGGUUUUCGUGGGUAGGUCAAUCCACGAAUUUAAGAUCCGACGAAAUUUUAUCCCAACAAAUACUUCAAAUGAAAAUUCACGAAUUUAAGAACCCACAAAAAUGCCCGUUUUGAUAAAACCAUGAAAUUUCAUGCCCACAAAUAUAUAAGUGAAUUCGCAGUAGUUGCUUUGCUUGUUGAUAAUAUAAGAAGUAAGACCUUUCAUUUGUGCCUAUAUAAAUGAGGUUUCAGUUGUCAACUAUUCUUUAUAUUGCUUUUUGUUUUUCAGAUCGUUAUUUAUUGCUGAUUCCACUGCAUUCAUCUUAAUAAUUUUAGAUAUUUACAAGAUUGAUCUUUCUAGUUCAAAUUUCUAGGAGUGAGAAAGUUUGGGUUCAAGUUAGCUUAUAUUUAAAGGGACCAGAUUUUUUUUUCAUUGUGAAUAGUUUGCAUUUUUAGCUCAUUAUUUUUUUUUAAGAAAAAAUUUGAACUAUUGCUAAAGUCAGGUUGUUGAUGCCGUUGCUGUCCAGAAACUUUAACAGUGGCCAUAAUUUUGUAGUAUCAAAUUAUUGUUUUUCCAUUAUUUUUUUGCAGUAAUGAGCUACAACUUUGUAAUUAAUGAAUGUAUUGUCUUCAAAUUUGUUUACAAUAUUAACAACAAUCCUUGAAACAAUGGAUUUAAUGGAACUUGACAUUGACCUUAAACUGACCUUGACACUUCACGUCAAACUGUUGGUAAUAACUUUAUUUAUUUAUUUAUGGACUAGUUCUAUACUUGGACCAAAAAAACUUAUCACAAAACCUAUAUGUUGAAUAAUCAAAUAUGACCUUUAUCUUCAAUUGACCUUGACUGGCAAGGUCAAAUUAUAGAAAUUUACUUAAAUUUUGACAAAAGAAUACAUAUGAAAAAACUUAUACAUUGAAUUGUUUUUAUAUGACCUUGACCUUUAUUUGACCUUGACAUAUUGAAAUUUGUUUAAAUUAUCAUAACUUUGUUAGUUAUUUAUGCAUUCUUGGACAAGAGAACACAUAUGACAAACUGACAAGAAAUUGACUAUCUAGGUCAAAUAUGAAAUUUGAAUUUUAUUUGUUACCAAAAAAUAAUGUUUUGUAGGAGUACUGUUUACUAUAAUAUUCUUCCACUGAUGUGUUUUAAUUUAGAAAUAAGCAAAAGUCGAACAUGGCCAUUGCAAGCCAGUGGCUCUUAUUUUGAGAUUUUGAUUAAUUUACUUGUUAUUAAAAUCUUUCAUGAUUAAAUACAUUACAAGGCACGCUGUUUACAAUAACAGUGUGUUUGUGAGAAAAUGUACAUUUGAAAUUAUUUCAAGUUACUUCAGUUUCUAUUUUAUUAGUGCUCCUAAGGACUUUUGAUUCCUUUUUUCAGAAAUAAGUGCAAUCAAUAGAAAUAAUGUAGUUUAUGCCUUACUUUCUGAUUAUUUAUGCUUAAUAAGGAUCAAAUGAAAUGUCCAUGAUUCUCUUGGAGAAUUGACAAUCUUAAUAUUUUUUUAUGAAUAAAUUAUUUUUUUGUAUUAGUUUAAUUGCUAUUUAGUAUCAACCAUAAUGAUGUAAUGAAACAACUUCUGUAGGAUAGAACUAAAAACAUUGACUGGUUAAUGAGACACUUCAAUAACGGAAUUUAUACUUGACCUACCUCUAUAUAAGAUUUCUCAUUCUGACUUGUACUUCAAACAGAAUAUCAGUUUUAUAUACAACCAACAGGGUUGUUUCUCUCUUUACUUUUUUAUAAGGUUGGUAAUAAUAUUCAUGUUCAAUUUCACUGUUUGUUUGUUGUUUUGUGUUGUUAAUAUUAAAUGUAGAUAAGACGUCCAUUAGAUAUUAAAGGGUUUUUCACUGAGGUUUUUUGACAUGAUGGGACUGAGAAUAUUUUUUCCAGAUAAAUGUACCAUUUGAUAUAGGUUUUGACCACUUUGUGCAAAAUUUCAGAUCAUUCGCAUACUUCCUUUUUCCAGAAUAAUUAUUCAAAUUGUAAAAAAUUACCCAAAAUGAAAAGCGUUUAAACGCUUUUCACUCAGAUCAGGCUAAGAAAAGCAUAAAAAUACGAUUUUCAAUUUAUUUCAAAAUAUUAGGGAUGGCAACGAGUAACCGGUUAACCGAGUACUCGAUCCAAUGUCCAAAUAUCGGUUAACAAAAUUGAUAUCUUUAGACCGAAGGUCGAGCGAAAUAUCAAUUUUCCAACAUUGAGAGUAGAAAAAUGCAUAGGCUACAACACAAUUUGAAUUAUAAAUGAUUUUCAUUAUACUACACUUCUAUAAGAAAUUUCAGAAAAUUAAAUGUAGCUUUCAAGGAAGAUGGAUGAAUACGUAAUUUUUGCAAAACCGGCCACGCCUUUUAUAAUUUUGGUUUCCGUUUCCAAAUGCUACGUUUAUACACAGCUAAGAUCGGAACCAACGUCAAAAAUAGUCCGGCACUUCCAUAUAUGGUACCGUAUUUGUCACUAACAUAAUACGGAAUUUUCUAUCCGUUGAAGCGUAUUUGCGCUUCAAGUUCAUCCUGUAUUUUAGGGAGAAAAUUUGUAGGUAUAUAAUAAAUGCUGUCAUUGACAUUUCUUAUGUUUAUAUUUAUAUAUGUAUUUCUUGCAGUCCUAUUUAUAGUUACGAAUUCUAUGAAUUAAAAUAGAAAACGAAAGUAGCAUGCAGACGGUGUUGAUAUUGUGUGAUAAAACUUUAAAGAUCAUUGGAAAUCAUCCGAGUAACCGAGUACUCGAUCGGAAAAAUGACCGAGUACUCGAGUAUUGAUUUUGGUAUUCGUUGCCAUCCCUACAAAAUAUAUUUCUUAACUAUCUUUGCAUACAUUUCUGAUUAAAAUGCCCCAGCUCAUUUAUGUAAGAAAUUCAAAUGUUAUGUUUUUAGGCUAUUAAACCUCAGUGGAGUCCCUUUAAUAAUCUAAGGAAAUUGAUGAAAAUCUCAUAGAGAAAUACAAAAUUUUGUUACGGUAUAAAUACACGAAAUGUUCAGAAGUGUUGGUCAGGCUAAAUGAGAAUUUAAUAUCAACCUGUACAACACUUAAUUUGUGUUAUAAUGAUAAUUGUGAUGGAGAUUUGUAUAUCACAUUAGUGGAAUUGAUCAUCUGUAUAGAGUGGUCAGAAUGUUCACAUUUCAUUGUUGGUUUGACUGUACUGGUUUCAUAGAAAUCUGGGAAAUUACCGACCUAGUUUGAUCGGGUCAAAUGACGGCUGCAACAUUUGUAAAAUACACCCCUAGCACGAGUUAUUUAAGCACUACACAAUCAAAUGAUCCCAAAGACUAGAAAAAAUAUAACAAUAAUAAAAUGAAGUUGACUAUACAGGUGUUUUCUACAGAGUUAAUACAUUUAACAGCUGCAUAGAUUUCUUGUUUGACUUUGCUCAUGGUUGCGAAGAUUUGCUUGGCUCUACAGAUCUAUGUCUUGUUUUAGCUUGGCUUUAAAAAGUUGCAUAAACUUUAUUGCAAAGGUGUAUUGUUUGGUUCUCCAGGAGUCACAUUUACUUACCUUAUUUUAAUGUUAUAUUGUUAAAAGUUUUCGCUCUUUUACCCCAGGAUAUUAAAAUUGAUUUCUGUUCAACCAAUUUGUUUAAGAAAUAACACUGUCUCAAUUAAUCUGCUAUUUAACACCAGUUAGAAGUUUUAAUGUGUAGGAUUUCUUUGCCAGAACAAAACAAAGAACUGGUGUUAAAUUGCCAAUAAACAACAUUCUGACCAAUAUCAUAUUGAUUCUAACAAAACAAAAUAAGGGAGAUCACUAAUGCUAUUUUCAAGCAGAGAAUAUUUCUACAGUCUAUUUUUGUUUCUGGUUGUUCUAUUCUGCAUACUACUGUCAUUUCAGUAAUAAAGAAAGUAAUUUAUUUAUAAGAACUGAAUCCUGUUUCAUAUUAAGCAUCAAUAAAAUGUUAAUUUUCAAAAAUUAUAUUAACAAUUUAAAUUUGUUUAUCAGACUUGAUUGUGUAGUGUUUACUAGAUAAUGAAUCUUCAUGCUCACCCAUACAUGUAAGUUUAAAUGACAUCAUUCUGGUGCUUGCUAUGAAUGAGUGACAUACUAGAUGAUGUCAUUACGCUGCUUAUGAAUGAUCUAAGAUUCUUCUGAUGUAAAUUAUACCAACUGAUAUGGAUAAAGAUAUAAUUCAAAAUCUGCCAUGUUACUGUCUGCAAGGUGUACUUCAGCAUUAUACAUGUUUAAAAAAGAAAACAUAAAAGAAACGUAAAAAAGCAGUACAAUUAUUUAUAAUGUUGCAUUUGUUUAUCAAUUUUAUCUGAGGGAGUACAUGUACAAAAGAACAACCAGUGAUUAUUGGCAGUUUAUCACCAGUUAUUAUCUUCUUUGUGACAAAAUCAUCCCGAGUCAUGUAAGAAUUAGAUAUUUGAGAUGCCCUAACACCAAACUGUAUCAUGUGUAUACAGAUACAUGUAGUUAAGCAUAUAGACUACUUUUAGAAAAGUCUUCAAAUAUGCAGUCUAAUGGGGAAGUUCAUGUAGAUACUUUAUGUAAAAUUUUUUGUUCUUUUAAAUGUUAUUAUAGAUUAUAAAUAUGAUUGUUUUAGGAAGAUAGUGCUAUAAAUAUGUUGGGAUCAUGUGCAAUUUGUUAUUGUUUUAAAAUAUGAAUAAACAUGAACAU
Ruditapes philippinarum (Manila clam) is the source of this 6826-nucleotide messenger RNA. RefSeq names its product UV radiation resistance-associated protein-like. Bases 87 to 2135 code for a protein of 682 amino acids. The record is from RefSeq and is a predicted model, not a curated record. The transcript is spliced from 15 exons. Gene Ontology annotation, cellular component: endosome; lytic vacuole. Gene Ontology annotation, biological process: SNARE complex assembly. Gene Ontology annotation, molecular function: SNARE binding. Lineage: Eukaryota; Metazoa; Mollusca; Bivalvia; Venerida; Veneridae.